GGGCUGCUGCCAGACUCGAGGUUCAACAAGCAUGCGUUCAUAGGCUAACACCUAGGGAUUUACGUCACUCAAACGAAUCUCGAAUGCGCAUCAGAACCCACUGUGUCCAACGCAUUGCCUUCGCCUCAAUCCUUACUCUUCCCUUCCAUCUUCUUCACUGAUCACUCCUAACUAGUUCACCCCCACGAUGUCAGCACUCGACUACGCUACCCUACCGAUGAUCCCCAUCAGCUACGCCAGCUGCUCCUUGGGCAAUCCGUCGAAACCACCGCCCCUCCUCGACCGCCUGCAUGCCAUAUCCACAGCCGGCUUCACAGCAAUCGAACUCUCCUUUCCAGACAUCCUCUCCUACGGCGAGACCCUGCUCGGCCACUCCCCCGACCCCAAGAGCUACGACGAGCUCUGCAACGUCGCCGCCGCCAUCAAACAAGAAUGCGACAAGCGCAAGCUCGGCAUCAUGAUGCUACAACCCUUCUCCAACUUCGAGGGCUGGAAAGAAGGCUCCGAGGGCCGGAAAGACGCGUUCGAGCGUGCGAAGGGGUGGAUCAGGAUCAUGCAGGCUUGUGGGACCGAUAUACUGCAGGUGGGAUCGAGCGAUACGCCGAUAGAGAAUCUGGAUUUGGGCAAGGUGGUCCUAGAUUUGAGAGAGCUGUGUGGUUUGCUGGAGGAGCACGGGUUCAAGCUUGCGUAUGAGAAUUGGUGCUGGAGCACACAUGCGCCAGAUUGGAAGGACGUUUGGAAGAUUGUCAAGGAAGUGGACAGACCGAACAUUGGGCUUUGUCUUGAUACCUUCCAGACUGCUGGUGGUGAGUGGGCCGAUCCUACUACGCAGUCGGGAUUGAGGGAGGAUGUCUCGAAAGAGGAGCUGGAGAAAAGGUUCCAUAAGUCGCUCGACGAUCUCGCUCAAACUAUCCCGAAAGACAAGAUCUACCUCCUCCAGAUCAGCGACGCAUACAAGGUACCGACACCGUUCAGCGCGGAAGCCGAUGAGCAGGGAAUGCGGCCUCGAGGCAGAUGGAGCCACGACUUCCGCCCCCUCCCAUACAAUGGUGGCUAUCUGCCAGUCGUCGACGUCACCACCGCAGUCCUACGCACCGGUUUCAGAGGCUGGUUCAGCUACGAGGUGUUCGACGCCGGUCCAGAGGGUAAAGGCAGGAACGUGGAUAUCGUGGCAUACGCACAAGCGGCGAGCAACGUCCAAGGGAGGCUGAUUGCGCAGUGUGCAGGCAAGAAGAUCCCGAUCACGAAAGAAAUGGAGACUGUGGAAGAGCACAACUGAGCGAGCUAUUCGGCGUAUAUAGAGAGCAGACGGGGGCAUCCAGAGUGGCUUACCAGGUAGAGUACCACUCAAUGGCAAGUUGCACCGCUCACCCAAAGAGUAUCUUCAUGAAAAAUGAAAGAAUGAAUUGACUAAACUAGACAAAAAAUAUAACAAGACCAACUGCUUCUCGGUGACCUAUUCCCACAUCCUUUU
Trematosphaeria pertusa is the source of this 1474-nucleotide messenger RNA. Its product is annotated as xylose isomerase-like protein. The record is from RefSeq and is a predicted model, not a curated record. The transcript has a single exon. NCBI's taxonomy places the organism in Eukaryota, Fungi, Ascomycota, Dothideomycetes, Pleosporales, Trematosphaeriaceae. The coding region runs from base 188 to 1279 and encodes 363 amino acids.